Lentinula edodes (shiitake mushroom) is the source of this 2413-nucleotide messenger RNA. RefSeq names its product nucleoporin protein Ndc1-Nup. The record is from RefSeq and is a predicted model, not a curated record. Gene Ontology annotation, cellular component: spindle pole body; nuclear pore transmembrane ring. The transcript is spliced from 7 exons. Gene Ontology annotation, molecular function: protein-macromolecule adaptor activity. NCBI's taxonomy places the organism in Eukaryota, Fungi, Basidiomycota, Agaricomycetes, Agaricales, Omphalotaceae. The coding region runs from base 31 to 2088 and encodes 685 amino acids. Gene Ontology annotation, biological process: spindle pole body localization; nuclear pore organization.
GGGUUCAGAUUCUCAACCCGCGUCUUCACAAUGGCAUCCCCGAGGUCGCGUACAACGACACCUAUACGUGCCAUACCAUCCAAUUUGGCUAAUCGAGCCUCUCCUUCCGUUGCCCCUGCGUCUCAAACAUACGAACCUUUGAUAAAGUCGAUCCUUCGCCAGCGCCUCACGAACCGAAUCUUCACAAUUUCAGUAGUUUGUUGUUGGCUGCAAACUACUUUUUGGACAAUCUGGGGUAUUGGCGGUCGUGAUGCAGUGGGUCUGAAGACGCUCUUAGCUGUCCCGUUUCGUCCGUCAACCCUAGUGGUGACGGCAAUGACUUGGUUGGCAGUUGUCGUACCGGUCAUUGUCAUUCGCAAAACUCAAUUGACUGCAUCACGAACGAUUGCUAGUUCCCCUGCGAAAAUAUGGCAUUCAGCUAAGUCAAAAAAGUCUACCAAAUAUGCCUUGAUGACCUAUUCGGCCUCCGCAAUUGCUGGAACUAUCCUGCACGUUCUUUUGGCCUACAUAAAUGAACCAAAAGCUCACGGGGAUCCCCGUCUAUCACUCUUUGUGAAAUCCAGACGUUAUCCCUACUAUCUCAAUGGCCGACUACUAUUUCUUCUACUUUCUCAGUUAACAUUGGCAUCUGGUUCUCUAUUGCGGAAUGUUAUGCUCGAUCGGUUUGCCUUUAAAUGGUCAAUUGCUUCGAACCAAUAUCGACUCAAUAUUUUCGAGUUGAUGCGGGUAUUUGUCGUGGUCAUCGUGUUCUCUUCUGCGUCCCUCGUCUGCGCGUCCCUCAGUUUUGCCACCAUCCGAAUAUUGUUCCCGGUGCUAUAUAGAUUCCCGCUACUUCCUAUAAUCUUGCGGCCUUUUACAGGCCACUUCGUUCGGGGAUCCAUAACUUUACUGCUACCAUUCUUUCACAUUGGGCUGCUGUUCCGAGCAUGGUUUAUCAGCUUCACCACGAUGUUUGUCUGGGAGAUUUCCGAAUUAUUGUUCGACGUAUUGAUUCCUCAGCCUAUCAAAUUAUCGCACCUUAUCAGCGACUCAUCCGUCGUUUUGAUUUCAGGACUGUCAUCCCGCGAUAGAACAAUGAAAUUCUUUGCUCUGUCGGAGUUGAAGGAUAUUGCUUCAGACGAAUCACCAGCUGCUGCUGCUUGCCGUUCUGAUUUAUUUGCAGAUCAAAAAUACUCCCCCAAUCAGUGGAGUCAGCUAUGUCGAGAUUGUCUUCUUUUACUCGGCAACGAUUAUCAACUAUUGCUACGCAGAGGCGCACCAGCACCUCCGCCACCGGCAGCUUCUCCUCUGCCCAAACCAGAGCCUCCGUUACCUGCUACGCCUACUCCGUUACUAAGAAAAGACAUCUUUCGAAAAGAGAAGAGCUCUCCCAUCCGUGCUGUUCUCGACUCUUUUGCGUCAGAUGGCCCUUUGGCGCAAGCAGUAGAUGAAGGCACCGAAUCUAUUCAUGUACCGCGACUUAUUAAAACUGUCGAGGAUGCAGUGUUGCCUCAGUUAGAGAAAAGCAAGGGCGAGGUGGUGAAGAGUGUCAUUGGAGCAACAGAAAUCAUGCCGAAAAUCACUGGAGGAUUGAAUGCGGUGGCCGAAGGCAUAGUUGACCGUCAUGCACCAAAUUUUGUUAGAAGAACCGUGAAGCAUUGGCGAGAGUGGUGGACAGAAGACAGAUUGAGUAAAACUGUUGAAGGUUGUAUACCUUUCCGAGAACUUGACGUGCUAGCUGUAGAAGUGUUGUCGCAUCUAGUCUGUGCAUCUCUCUCAGAAGAUCGAUACGGCGUCGUUCAACGCGAUGCCCCCAAGAUAAUCGAAGCGAUGCUAUCGUUCCUAUCUGCUAUCGAAGAGUACCAGAUGGAGCUCAACACACUCUACAAAGCGCCAUCCCCAGAUGCAAAUUUAUCACCGAAAGAGUUACAGGAAAUCGAGACAAAGAGGAUAGAGGUGGAGAAAGCACAUGAUGCUCUGGGUCUUGUUGGAAGCGUUUUGAAGGAAGGUGUGGCCCGGAUCGCGAGAGUCUUCAGCGAUAAACUACUAGCAUUUAAAUUUCCGCCGCGGACUGCGACCAAGUUGCAAGGGUUUCUAGAUUAUUGUUGACCCUUCUUCCAGCACUCUUGGUUCUAGGUUGAGAAUAUGAAGACCUUUAAACCAGUUGUAUCAAAUUGUGAGAUAUCUUUGGAUGCCAUUUCUAGACAUUGCCCGUUCUUCAAGCUCAUCGAUUAUAAUGGGUGUUGAAUUUUGGCCGCAGUGUUGCCCUGUCCGGAAGCUUAUCAGUAAGAGUUCUCUACAAUCACUUCCUGAAGCUUGUGUUUUGGCAUGUACAAAAGAUUUUCUAUCAACCUCCCCCACUUUACAUGUGGAAAAUGCUAUCUUUCGUAUUCCCUGUACUAUUUACAGUAAAUCAUACAUAGCCAUCUUUGUG